AUGUCUCCUAAAAAAACCAAAGGCUCAACUAUUUAUCAAUUAGGCAGUUGUUAUAUUUGCUCAAAAUGCCUAUAUUGUUUUGAAAUAGACAAAGAAAAUUGUAUAUGUAAUAAAAAUAUUCGUCCUUCUAAAGUUAAAAAUACAUUACCUGGUCAACAAUUUUAUCCUCGUGCCUUUUCUCCAGAUAUAUCUUUUUCACAAGCUAGUAAAUUACUUCAAGAUGCUAAUAUAAAAUUCCAAUAUGGAACUGAUUUUAAUUCAUCCUUUUCUUAUACACUUUAUGAUGGCUCCGAUGAUGCAGCUACAACUUCAAGUGAGAUAGAAGAGCUAAAAUUAUCUAUUAUAAUUGAAAACAAACAAAAAAAUAAUGCUGCUAAAACAUUAAUAAUUUCACCAGUUGAUUUUGAUAAUGUUAUUGAAAAAAUUCAUUUAUAUAUUCAAAAAUCUCUUGGUGAUAGAAAACUCAAUGUAUUUGAUUAUUCUCUUCAAUACAAAGCACUCAAUAGUAGGGGUACAGCAAAUACUUUGGAGGAAGAAACAGAUUUUAAUGAUUUUUUAGACGAAUAUAAAAAAAUAAUUGGUAGUAAUAAAAAAAUGGGAAUUAGUGAAAUUCCAGAAAAUAGUUCAUCUUCAGAUUCUAAUACAGAAAAAAUUAAAGUUUUUCAUAAGAAAAAUAAAUCUAGAGCUGUUCAAAAAGAAGAUUUAACAUCAGAACAAAUGACAAGAGCACAAGUGAUAAAUGAAUUAUCAGAAAAAUAUAGAUGUUCUAUUCACCUUACACCAUUACAUGCUGUUACAAUUUCCAAGCAAGAAAAUAUUUCACAAUCACUAAUAUCAAAUGUACUUUCAUCUAACAAUUCAACAAAUUCUAUACAACCUAUGUAUUUUCAUUUUCCUCAAUUACCUUUUAAUCUUCCAUAUUAUCCUUAUUCACAAUCUUUUCCUUCUAAUUAUCAACAAUCUAUCACUUCUCCUAAUGAAAUACCUACUGUUUAUGAAUUUUUAAAAACAUUAGAUAAUAAAUUUAAUACUCCAGGUACUUAUACUCAAUUUGAGAAAGCUUUUAUUGAUGAAGAAAUAACUGUUAAUAUAAUCAAAGAUUUGAGUGAUAAUCAACUAGAAAAAUUAGGUGUAACAAAAAUUGGAUGGCAAAAAAAUAUCAAACAAUAUGCAUCUAUUUUUUA
Molecule: messenger RNA, 1184 nt
Organism: Dentiscutata erythropus
Lineage: Eukaryota; Fungi; Glomeromycota; Glomeromycetes; Diversisporales; Gigasporaceae
Source: the annotation of a GenBank genome assembly